Molecule: messenger RNA, 1667 nt
Organism: Suillus clintonianus
Lineage: Eukaryota; Fungi; Basidiomycota; Agaricomycetes; Boletales; Suillaceae
Product: cytochrome P450
Exons: 13
Coding region: 11-1552 (513 amino acids)
Molecular function (GO): iron ion binding; oxidoreductase activity, acting on paired donors, with incorporation or reduction of molecular oxygen; monooxygenase activity
Source: RefSeq, a predicted model, not a curated record
CUCACUAGUCAUGCUACAGCUGUCUGAUCUGUCCUUUUCUGAGAAUGUCCGGCGCAUCCUCGGUGCUGCAGCUUGCCUUUGGGUAGUACAAGUGAUUGUUCGGGCUUCCCUUCCUAAGUCAAAGAGUGGCCUUCCCCUCCCACCUUCCCCUCCCUCUCGGAGACUUCGUGGGCAUUUCCUGCCCCCUCGUAGCUCAUUUCUCACUAUAGGCCGAUGGAUUGAUGAGCACGGUCCUCUGGUCACACUUCGCUCAGGGACUCAGAAAAUGGUUAUCAUUGGCCGGCAUAAAGCCGCGAUUGAUAUCAUGGAGAGGCAGAGCGCAUCGCUCGUCGAUCGUCCUCGUCUAAUUGCUGCCAGUGAAAUGCUUAGCGGUGGACUGUCCAUCGUCUUUACACCCGCUGGGGACAGGUUCCGUCGGAUGCGUAGAGCACUUCAUACGCAUCUUCAGCCUAAAGCAGCCGAGGCGUAUCAACCUUUGCAGAUGUCAUACGCGAAACAUACGGUCCUCAGCAUUCUUGAAGAUCCACAAAACUUCCAGAACCACGCGAGAACGUAUGCUGCGACAACAGUCACGAAAAUUGCUUAUGGGAAGGAUACAUCCACGUCUGCGACUGAUGCUGAAGUCAAGGACGCUCGCGAGUUUCUCGAUAUCUUUCGUGUAGCCGUUCGACCUGGCGCUUACCUGGUGGACGCAAUCCCGUGGCUCAGAUACCUUCCUUGGUACGGACAAGAAUUAAAACGAGGGUUUGAGAUCAGCAAGCGACUUUAUACCAACCAGCUGAACUGCGUUAAAGAGCAAAUAACUCAGGGCAAUGCGGAUAUUGGCCCUUCGUUUGGGAGAUAUAUGCUAGAAAAUCGCGAUCUCUGUGGCUUGACAGAGCCAGAGAUGGCUUUUCUUGCUGGCGCCUUCUUCGUAGCUGGAACCGACACGACUGCUCUAGCAAUAUGCACGGUAUUAAUGGCAGCAGCAUGUUUCCCUGAUGAGCAAGCUAUAGUCCAGGCCGAGCUUGACGCGGUUAUCGGAAGGCACCGAGCACCAACCUUCGCUGAUGAACAAUCCCUCCCUCGUCUGCACGCCUUCAUCUCUGAGGCUUUGAGGUGGAGACCCUUGGUUCCCAAUGGGACACCGCACCGAACGACUAAGGAAGUGAUUUGGGAAAACUAUAGCAUUCCUGCGGGAACUACUGUAUUUGGCAACCAUUGGGCCAUCUCUCGAGAUCCGGAAGUCUACCCUGAGCCUGACGCGUUCAAGCCCCAGCGCUGGAUUAACGAUCAAGGUGGCCUGAGGGAUGAUCUUGACUUCUUUGUCUUUGGGUUUGGCCGGCGUAUAUGCCCCGCUCUACACCUCGCGAAGAGAUCGGUGUUCAUUAACUCGGCCCUUAUUGUUUGGGCGUUCGAGCUCGCUGCUGAUCAUACAAAGCCGCUGGAUGACAUGGGAUUUAUGAGCGGGAUGCCGCCAAAGGAGGACCCAUGUACGAUCAACUUUAAGACGAGGAUUCCAGAGCUGGAGCUCAGGCACACGAUGCACAAUUAUGCACGAGAAGACCACUAGGGAGGGGAAGUAGAGUCGUUCGUUCAUUCAUAUGCACAGUCACUGUACAGCCAAUUGUCGAUUUCGACCAGAGAUCGUCGUAAAUGUCGUUGAUACUUCACGAGUAGCAGCACCG